GUGUUCUUCCAACUUUGCUUGCCGAGUGCUCGAUCUCGAUCUCGAUCUCGAUCUCGAUCCCGAGCUUAGGGUUUUGCUAUCUGCGAUCGACAUGGAUGCCUUGGACUCCGCAGUCGAUCCCUUGAGGGAGUUCGCCAAGGACAGCGUCCGCCUCGUCAAGCGCUGCCACAAGCCCGAUCGCAAGGAGUUCUCGAAGGUGGCGGUCCGCACGGCGAUCGGGUUCGUGGUGAUGGGAUUCGUCGGGUUCUUCGUCAAGCUGAUCUUUAUCCCGAUCAACAACAUCAUUGUCGGCUCCGGUUAGGAGCUUAAGUGGCCCGAGGGGUUGCGUGCUGUUGGACGAGGAAAAUGUAUUUGCCAUCCUAUUGGUUUCCCCUGCUCCAGCAUUUUUGGUGUCACUGUGAAGAAAACUUGGUACUUGACUUCCAUGUAUGAUCCAUAACCUGUUACAUGGACCUUCUCUGUCUGGAGAGCUAUAGAUCCAGGUUCUGGUAUCUGAUACGUCCAAUGUAGUGGUAGCAUUUGUUUGUCAUAGUUGCCACAUUUUGUUUGCAUGGCUAUCAUCUGCAAAAUGUGGGGGCGUUAAACUAAAAUUCUUCAAGUGAUGCGUGGAAUAUUCCUCUCUAAUCUUAA
Messenger RNA from Musa acuminata subsp. malaccensis (wild Malaysian banana), 630 nucleotides. Its product is annotated as protein transport protein Sec61 subunit gamma. The record is from RefSeq and is a predicted model, not a curated record. Gene Ontology annotation, molecular function: transmembrane protein transporter activity. Gene Ontology annotation, biological process: post-translational protein targeting to membrane, translocation; protein targeting. NCBI's taxonomy places the organism in Eukaryota, Viridiplantae, Streptophyta, Magnoliopsida, Zingiberales, Musaceae. Gene Ontology annotation, cellular component: Ssh1 translocon complex; membrane.